Molecule: messenger RNA, 525 nt
Organism: Clunio marinus
Lineage: Eukaryota; Metazoa; Arthropoda; Insecta; Diptera; Chironomidae
Source: the annotation of a GenBank genome assembly
AUGGAAGCUUCUCUCGGAGUCUUCAAAUUUAAACCUCAUCUUACCGAUUCUCAUAUAUUGGCUCAAAAUAGUUUUUUUAUUUAUGUAACAUUUUCCAAUAUCAAUAAACUUGAACUUGAACAAAAAGAAGUAAAAUAUAAAUACAAGAUGUAUGAGAACAUUGAGAAGUCGAUAAAAGCUGAGAUUUAUGUACACAACCGGUUUGACUGUUACGUAUUUGGGAUAAAAGGGAUUCCUUUUUGUUCUGUCUAUCCUCAUGGCAUAACCGACUUUGACUUGAAAUAUCUACCGAACAACAACGACAAAGUGGAAAAAGGUGAAGAAGAGGGAAAGGGACGAAAUGAAAGUGAGAAUGCCGGCAUUGGUGCCAAGUUCGUGGUCUUGAUUCACUUUUUCUUAUUUCCGACCACUUAUCAUCUUCAAAUUCAUUUGACUCAUCGCAAUACUCGAAUUGUUUCGACUUUGAAUGCCUUAAGUGGAGUUUUGGUUCACGUUGUGUUAAAUUUGGCAACAGCUCGUCUAUAG